AUUCUGCUCGAGAUUGGCCAUUGUAUUUGUCUCGCCUUGAUGUGUUUGAACGUGGUUGGAUUGUUGCGGGCCCGCGCUCGACGUGCCUGCGUUUGUUGGAUUGGAUCGGAUUGGCGACUAUGUUUGCACCUUGGAGUAGCUUCUGACGCAACAUUCGCGGAUUUGCAGCAAGCUGUUGACUUUCCCCCUUCAAUAGCGACGUAAAGCUUGAGCCCUGUAGGUUGACGCCUCCAAUUUCCUGGGAGAGACUAGUAUUUUCCCUAACCGAAACGGAACACUGUUAUACACAAGAGGAUCUGUGACCUGAUCAACAACAGCAGAGUCUAGCUGCACGUCCCGGGACAGCCUAGACUAUGACAGGGCGAGUACUCUGAAAGACAAGUAUAUUCAUUUAGCAGAGACAAAAACAUUGGAUCAGAAUUUUCUCCUGGGUAUCCAGAAUGGUACACCCUACCACAUCAAUCAAGACCACAAAUUGAGAAAAUGGCCUGAUGAAGAAGGAGACUUGCAAGAUGAAAAUAACUACAUGACAGCACUGACUCUGACAUGAGCAUAUAUUCUUUCUAGUGUCUGGGCAGAAUCUCAGGAUGGUGGAAUGAUAUAUACGGAUGAGAAGGCGCCAGUCAUUUCAAUACAUAACCAUGUGGACAGUGAAAGUCUCACAGUAUGCAGAGAUGAAUCAGCAGCCCUGAGAUGGUGAGCAGCAGUUCUUGCUCCUGAGCAAGGUUGGACAGUCUCAAUAAGUGUGGACGUGGACAGUGUUGAAUAUCAAUCACCAUGAUCGUCCACCUUAACAGCAAAGUUGCAUUCACUGUUAGAGGACCCUCUAUACUCACCAAUGCAAAAUGCUCUGUGUCAUCUCAAGCCUUCACAUAUCUAUCAGACUUUUGCCACCGUCACAACCUUGAGAAUCAGGCCAAAGCAGGCCUCGGAGCAGCUCUAACAUUCCCAUCACCUCUACCAGCUUCAAUUCAUUUACAGCCAGUUCCAGACAAAACCAACAUCUCCCAACCACCAAAGCCAAGUCUUGAAGAUUCCUUCUCAUUGAUGACAAACCUGAUGACAAUAAGUUCAGCUGUUACCGGGUUGACUGCAACUCUUAAUGUGUAUACUCCGGAGCCUGUCAAUUGGAGGCUGGUGGCUAGCAAGCACAAUCACUGGCUUUUACUCAAAGAAGUUCGAAGUGGCACACCUUUUGUGAACUUGCCCUCGUGGUGGUGGACCCAAUUGCCCCAGUCUUACAUUUGCAUCCCAUGUCCAGAUCCCGUCGAUGAAACUAGAGCCUUCAUCUCCCACCAGAAAGAGACGACUUUGCUUGUCUGUCCCGAAAGACAUGGAACUACAUGCCACCUUGGAAGCCUCAUGGGAGAGUCAUAA
This is a messenger RNA of Blastomyces dermatitidis ER-3, 1377 nucleotides long. RefSeq lists its product as uncharacterized. The transcript is spliced from 2 exons. The record is from RefSeq and is a predicted model, not a curated record. NCBI's taxonomy places the organism in Eukaryota, Fungi, Ascomycota, Eurotiomycetes, Onygenales, Ajellomycetaceae. Bases 778 to 1377 code for a protein of 199 amino acids.